GCUUAACCUCUAACCACUUGAUUGGAUACAAAGGCUUUCUGUUUUGGUUGCAUGCCAGGAGUCUCGAAGGGGAGGGAAGCCGUCUGGCUUCCGGUUUUUGGCUGAAAUUGACACACAAUGAGGAGUCGGGAACAACCUCACAAAUCGCUGCUGUAAAUAAACAGAACAACACAAGGCCCAAGAAUAAUGGAGAACCAGUGCACGGUCCAAGUAAAGCUUGAGCUGGGCCACAGAGCACAACUGCGGAAGAAGGUGACGACGGAGGGCUUCACCCAUGACUGGAUGGUGUUUGUGCGCGGGCCCGAGACUGGAGACAUCCAGCACUUUGUGGAGAAGGUCGUCUUCCGGCUGCACGAAAGCUUUCCCAAGCCCAAGCGAGUGUGUAAAGAGCCGCCUUACAAAGUGGAGGAGUCGGGUUAUGCAGGCUUCCUCAUGCCCAUUGAAGUUUACUUCAAGAACAAGGAAGAGCCAAAGAAGGUGUGCUUCAACUAUGACCUCUUCCUGAACCUGGAGGGCAACCCGCCUGUCAAUCACCUGCGCUGUGAGAAGCUGACCUUUAAUAACCCCACCAGUGAAUUUCGCCGCAAGCUCAUCAAGGCUGGAGGGAUGCAGGUGGUCCCUGAGGGAGCCGAGGCCGUGUCCAGACCCAGCCCAGACUACCCCAUGCUUCCCACCAUACCUCUCUCCGCCUUCUCCGACCCCAAGAUUAAGACCAAGAGCUCCCAUGGGUCAAAGGACCCCAGUAAAGAGGGCGGCGGUGGUAGCAAAGGGCCCAAGCCCCACAAGCUGACCAAGGAGCAUCGGGAGCGGCAGCGGAAAGACUCGGAGAGCAAGGCUGUGUCCAAGAGCGAAGGUGACCGUGAUGGCGUGAUGAGCAGCAGCAGCAGCAAGAGUUCUCGGGAGCCUCCUUCCUCCUCUUCAUCUUCGUCGUCCAAGAAGCCCUCCGAGCUGAAGACCAAGGACGAGAAGGUGGUGCCCAAGGCAGCCUUCAAGGAGCCCAAGCUCACCCUGAAGGAGGCCAAGCUGGAGGGCAUGUCGCCCAAAGGAGGGGGCGCGGGCGCGGGGGGAGGCGGGGGAGGAGGUGGGCUCCCCCCCGACGCCAAAGCGCCCAGCAAGCGUCCGUCGGCCGUGGAGUCCCCCAAACCCAGCGUCAAGAAGCAGAAGAAGGGCGGGUCGGACGGGCCGAAGAGCUCCGGGGGCGGGGCCUUCACGGGCACCUCCCCCCGGGUGUCCUCCUCCUCCAUAGCCCCGCCCCCCUACACGGAGAAGAAGCCGCCUAAGGAGAAGGGCCGCUGGGCCAAGAGCAAGUCCGACGCCCCCGAGGUCAAGGAGCCCAAGAAACUCCCAGAAUCGGACGACUCAAACUCGGAGGAUGAGGCGUCAUCCAAGUCUGAGCAGUCGGCUCCCUCCAGUCCCUCCAACUCCAGCUCCAGCUCCGACUCCAGCUCUGACUCAGACUUUGAGCCCGUGCAGAAACAAGGGCAGGGUGAGCCACAAGGUCCUCUGCGCUCAAUGGUUGAGGAUCUGCAGUCAGAGGAGUCCGACGACGACGACAGCAGUUCAGAGGAGGAGACACCUGUCAAAAACAACCCAGCCAACCGGGACUCCAGACUGAGCAUGGACAGCGAGAGUGACAGCAGCGACGGGCCGCACCGGCCUAACCGGGAACCGCCUCCUCAGCCCCAGAAACACAGCUCCUCCAUUAACAAGGUGUCGGGGAGGAAGAGUCCUGACCCCUGCUGUCGUCCUGAGAAGGUCCUCAAAAAGGGAUAUGACAAGGCCUACACUGAAGAACUGGUGGACCUGCACCGCCGCCUCAUGGACCUGAGGGAACGCAACGUCCUGCAGCAGAUCGUCAAUCUCAUCGAGGAGACGGGCCACUUCAACGUCACCAACACAACCUUUGACUUUGACCUUUUCUCAUUGGACGAAUCCACUGUCCGUAAACUACAGCGCUACCUUGAGGCCACGCCCACGUGACGGACAGCCUAUCAGGGGGCAGGCUUCUCCCUCCCUCAGUCCCAGGUGCCAGGAGAGGCAUGAUGGGGGAGGGGGAGGGGGGGGAGGAGCGGGAGAGAAGGAGAGAAGGAAAGAAGGAGGGAGCCAAAAGAACAAAUAAAACUCAAACUGUUGUGAGGAGUGGAGAGAGGAAGGAGGUUGAUGUGUGACUGAAGGAGAGCAGCAUCAGAGGGACCUCUUCCACCUCCUCCAGCCCAGCAGGAGUCAUCCCAACCAUUCUUCCCAACAGACCUCCACUGCGCUGGGCUGCGCUGGGCUGGGCUGGGGGGUCAGGGGCAGGGGGUCAGGUUGGGGGGGCCAGGUCUAUCUCUUCAGUGGAAGCCGGUGUGCACAACUGGCUUGGCAGGAACACCUCACAGUACAACCUUACACACACACACACACACAGGUGUACUUCUCC
Messenger RNA from Clupea harengus (Atlantic herring), 2419 nucleotides. RefSeq names its product MLLT1 super elongation complex subunit a (gene mllt1a). Gene Ontology annotation, molecular function: chromatin binding. NCBI's taxonomy places the organism in Eukaryota, Metazoa, Chordata, Actinopteri, Clupeiformes, Clupeidae. The record is from RefSeq and is a predicted model, not a curated record. Gene Ontology annotation, biological process: positive regulation of DNA-templated transcription. Gene Ontology annotation, cellular component: transcription elongation factor complex.